This is a messenger RNA of Gambusia affinis (western mosquitofish), 5065 nucleotides long. RefSeq names its product Krueppel-like factor 15. The transcript is spliced from 3 exons. Lineage: Eukaryota; Metazoa; Chordata; Actinopteri; Cyprinodontiformes; Poeciliidae. The record is from RefSeq and is a predicted model, not a curated record. Gene Ontology annotation, biological process: regulation of transcription by RNA polymerase II. Gene Ontology annotation, molecular function: DNA-binding transcription factor activity, RNA polymerase II-specific; RNA polymerase II cis-regulatory region sequence-specific DNA binding. Bases 268 to 1911 code for a protein of 547 amino acids.
AUGUCGGCGAGUGUGUGUGUGUGUAAGAGAGAGAGGGAGGGAAAGAGAGAGAGAGGCAUAAGGGUAUGCAAAGAGCAAAGCUCGUGUGUUGUAGUUGCACUGCCAAUGCGUGCUGUUACACACAGAAACCUUCGUCCAGGACUGGAGCGCACGGUGUGAAGGAGCUGGGUUUAGUUCCCUUGCAUUGACAGAAAAAAGAAAAGAAUCUUCAUCAACAGCUUGAUCGUCAGAGCCCAGCAAAGUCAGCAGCCAUCAAUCCCCACAGGAAUGGUUGAUCACUUGCCACUUGGUGAGGAGACCUUCCUGUACUAUUCCUGCUCUCCAGGGUCUGACUACGGGUGCGCGUCUCACCACACCAAGGGUGGUGUUUCGCAGGGCAUCAUGGUGACUGAUGCGGGCACCUAUCAGCUCUCCUCCUCGCCUUGCCUCUCUGAAGAUGACCUCAGUGACUCCUCCAGCCCACGCUCCUCCCUCUGCUCCAGCCCUGAGUCCACGUCUUCAGCAUCACGGAGUGUUUUUGGCUCUAGCUAUGAAAGCAGGAGCAGUGGGUGCUCCAACUCGUCAGGAGGAGGGAAUCAAGAGAGUCUUUUGGACCUCCUUCUCUCACAGGCCUCCCUUACAACCUCAUUCAGCUCCAGUAGUGGCAACAUUUCUGUUUCCUCCUCUCUUUCCUUCUCUUCCCCAGCUUCCUCUACCUCCUCCUCUCCAUCAUCCCCUUUUUUGCCCAUGGGCCUAGCAUGGGAGCCCAAGAGGGAGCAGAGAAUUGGAGUCCAGCAGCACUUGACCAAAGAGGAGGGCUUUGAGUUCCCAGUUUUCCUUGAUGAGCUGCAGGAUCCUGAAGCGCUCCUCUUUCAGCCAACUCUAGAGGAGAUUGAAGAGUUCCUUAAAGAGAACAUGAUGGUAGCAAUGGAGAAGGAAGAGAAUGGGAGUGAUGAGGAAAUGUCACCUCCCAUAUUUAUGUCAGAUGAUACGGAGUCAGAGAGUUCAAUGACACUGGCAGCAAAACCUGAAUCACCAUCCCAGAACUCAGAUCAAACUGUCCCUGUGGCCUCCAAGUCAGAGGCCAAGUAUGCUGCAUGUGCCUCAGAUACAGACAGCUCACCAGUGACGGAAGGCGAUAGCUAUGUAAUUACUUCCACUGACAGUGGUGUUGAUGGGAUCAAGCAGGAGGACUGUGGAUCAUUGAUGCCUUUGACAUCAGAAAGUGCUACCAUUGCCUCAAGUGUGCCUGUCAUCCUCCAAAUCCAGCCCAUACAGGUCAAACAGGAACCAAAUUCCAGUGCUGCAUCAGACUCCAUCCCAGAUCAGUCCCAGAAAACCCAUUCCCAAUCAACUGAAUCUGCUUCAUCUAUCAAAAUUGCCCAGCUCCUGGUCAACAUCCAGGGACAGACAUUUGCUUUAGUGCCUCAGUUGCUUUCCCCUGCAACAACUAACUCAGGCAAAACAGGGAGCGCUGCUCCAUCCAAAUUCGUCCGAAUUGCACCAGUGCCCAUUGCAGCCAAACCCAAUGGGCUUGGGGAAGCGACACUAGGUCUAGGAGGUUCGGCGGCAGGUGUCCUUACUGGAAGUCAGCGGUACCAGAAGAGCACAGUGGCAGACCUCAUCAAAAUGCACAAGUGCACAUUUCCUGGCUGUAAUAAGAUGUACACCAAGAGCAGCCAUCUGAAAGCACAUCUGAGAAGACACACAGGGGAGAAACCCUUUGCAUGCACGUGGCCUGGCUGUGGAUGGAGGUUCUCCCGGUCCGAUGAGCUGUCAAGGCACCGCCGCUCCCACUCCGGUGUGAAGCCGUACCAAUGCAUCGUCUGCGAGAAGAAGUUUGCCCGUAGCGAUCACCUGUCAAAGCACCUCAAAGUCCACCGCUUUCCCCGAAGCAACAGGACAGGACGCUCUGUAAAUGGACCCCUCUGACCCCUGAUGUGACGGAGUGACGCUCAGCGGAGGAGAGGGCUGGAUGUCUGUGACGAAAGACUGAGGAGGACAGUCCAAACGCCCUUAAAAGGCCUCAGUAAAGGGCUGUAUAUGCGUGUGAUGCGCGUUCUUGGUACUGUGAUAAUUUAUUGGGUAACGAGGAGAAGACAAAAAAACUAAACAGGAAACUGUUACUUGACGCAGCAAUGUCACAGGUGGAAUAAGCUUUUCAUAUAUAUAAAUGUAAUCACCAGAUAUUUUAGCUUAUCUGUUUAGAAGACAAAUUUGCUAUUUUUACACUUUUAGGAGCGUCUUAUGAACAAAUCAUCCAUAUCAAAUUUUUUUUCAGUCACUGAAGAAUCUUCUACUUUUUAAAAUCCCUCUCUUUUUUACUUCUCUGGUAAUUGUUGUUUUACUUUGUUUUUGAAAAGGAAAACAAAUUAUUGUUCAGCAACAUGAAAAUGGAGCCUAAAAAUAACAGGAUGAUACUUGGUUGAAUUCUUUCUCAAGGGUUUCAAAGUAGCAGAUGCAUCAACAUUCCUCGAGCUUUUAAAAGGUUUCUUUGACGCCCCAGAGUCUCAAAAUUGGAAAAAAAAAAAAUAAAUGUUGAUGAAGCUCCACAAAAUAAUAAAGCUUGGUUUCAUGUUGAUUUACUGCUCUCCAUCGUAAAUCAUUACACUGUGUAAUUAGCACUGGCACACAGGAAAUCUUCAGUGGUCUGUCCCAUCCGAGAAUCUCUGAGUAAAUGUGUUGUUUUCCUGCAGUCUGAGUCAGUUUUGACGUUGAUUUUUCUCAAAACGCUUGUAUCAGAUUGAAACCUAUUUCGAUGGAUGACUGAGUUGAAGCUAAAGCUAACAGUGGAUCCAAAUGGUCCUGCAUGUCCGCAUCACAACUUCUGUUUUACGACUUGAUAUUUUGCCAUAUUAUUCAUAACUUUGUGUAAUUUUACUUGCCUCAUGUCACUGUUGUGAAAUAGCAGUAGACCUUAUCUGAAUAAGCUGAAACAAAGUUAGUUUUUUUCUCUUCCACUGCCAAAAAAAAUUAUUUUGAAUGUGAACACCAAUAUUAUUUAUCUUGUCUGACUUAGAAAUCACCCCAGGUUGUCAAAAGAACGGUGAUCUGUGGUGCAACUGUCUAAAAUGGACUUUAAGAGAAAAACUGGGUAAGAUACUGGACCAUUCAAAAAAAAUACUGGAAUGUUCAAAAGAUGUAAAGUUCAUAUUUUCUAAAUGAGGUUCUGUAAAGUUCUGUUCAGUGUUUCCUUACUUUCAGUAGAAACAGUGGUAGAAACUUUCUACAAGUUUGUAGAAAUGAAGAAAGACACUCAGACAGGGUGAAGACUAACAGUCAAAUGGACCGUUUAGCUAGCGAGGUAUUUUAAAAACCCAAACAGGAAAUGUCCAGCGUGACUUGGUUGACCGGCUAUGUCAGCAGAUAAUAACCAUCUACUCCUUCUCAUGAGACAUCCAACUGAGACUCAGCAACAAACUUUACAACACUCUCUUGUGAAAUAGUUGACUUUUAAUAUCUAUAGAAAAUCAGAUCUUGUAUAUUUCCAGGUUCAGUUAUUUGAAUGAAAUAAGCUAAAUUAGCAGCCUUCGUUAUCCAGGAUCAGUGAUUUCGGAAAAUUUGUAACAAUGCACCAAUCGUCUUGAUUAUUUGGUUAAUGUCAAUUAUUUUGAGAUCUGACCUGCAGAUUCCAAUUUUCACUGAUUGCAAUUUUCUAUUAUUAAUAGGUCUUAAACAUAACAAAACAGAAAUGCUGCAGAGAGAGUAAUUUUAAAACACAGAAAACGAAGACAUUAGAGGAGUAUUCUCAUUUAUGUAUCAAAUCCUAUAUGAAUAACAUUCAAGUGAUACCUGGUAAACCCAGAUCAGAGUACACGCUGUGUUUUGAUGCAUUUACUGAUUGAACAUAGUGGGAAAUUUUAGUUUUGGCGUAUUUUAUGGGCACGACUUCAAAAUUUACAACCUUUGGAAUUAAAUAUUAGUAAUGAUCAUGAAAAAUGGCUGAUGUCAACCACUGAAACCUGGACUGGCAGAGAGUUAAAAAUAAAAUUAAUAUGUCUUGUUCAUGAAUCAUUAGUAGAGUCACUUUAAUUAGUGGAGUGUUUGGGCUUGUCUUGAAAAAAAUACACAUAAACUUGAAAUGAACAAAUUUAACUGGAAUGUUUUCUCUUUUCUUACCGGAUUUGUUGAGACUGGAAGUUAUUGCAUCACGUAACUCAUCCCGUUUUGUUCAUCAAAGCAGGUUUGAGUAAACAGAAAAUAAAAAGCAUCACUGAAAUUCUAUCCUCAGUGUUGAACAUGUCACAUCUGCCUUUGUCCGUUUCUUCAGGGGAACAGUGUUGGGCUUUCUGCCACAUCACAUCUUCCAAAAACAUAAGUUUUCCUCUUUUGUUCCCCUCAUCUCUAUACGAUGCAAUGUAUCUCUUCAUCUCAGCUGAAUUUAAGCCAAGUGUGCCACAGCAAGGCAGGAGUCGGUUUCUGUGACGUUAAUGUGACAGGUGUCAGCGUUUUUUUAUUCACGUUUAAAACAAUGAUUCUUGAAAAGUAAAAUUACGUGUGUUUUUUGUGUUCAUUUUCUCAGUGAUUAACGGAUCUAUUUGAAUGUUCAGCAUGUGGCCCUUGAUGCUGUAUGUAGAAAGUGUAUUUGCUCUGUCAGGCAUUCCUUCCAUGCACACAGAAGACACACUUUGAUCCAUGAAUGUAUGUAAAUACUGUACAUGCAUCAGAAAGGACAACUGCUUGUAAUGAUAUCUGUGAUUGUGAAAGAUUUUGUUUGUGAAAAUGUAGAGUAACUGUACAUAACAAAAUAUUUCGAAUAUAGAAAUAUAUAUGUAUACUGUAAAAUAAGGAGAAUAUUUUUUUCUGGUGUUCCCAGACCACAUAUGUUAAAGUGGCUCAGUGAGUAUGUCAGAAUAUGGUUUCAGGUUUACCUGACCGUCUAUUUUUCCAAAAACAUACUAUUACCAAAGUUAUGUCAGUUGGUGAAAUAGCAGUUUCUACAUGAUGCAUCAUAAAAUAUCUCCUGAGUUGUUUACAAAACGUGGUCUGUACACACUAAAAAUAAGAAUUUACUCAAAUUCUUAUAUAUUUUUUUGCUUUGUUCUACUAUGUAAAACACAUUUACAAUAAAAUUCUAAAGCUUAAA